AUGGCCGAAAUGACAUUUCGUCCAGAUCUCCGAGAUAGACCUGAAGCUUACCUUGGAGAUGUUUAUCAAGAAUGUUUUACAGAAACUCGACGAGCCUACCUAAACAUUGGAAGUCCUCCAACAUCAUACGAGGAUGUUAUUCUUGAAAUAAUGAUGCUGGAGCAGAUAGAAUCUGCGGAUGGAGGAGACGGAGGGGAAGAAAUGGAAGAAUAA
This is a messenger RNA of Funneliformis geosporum, 213 nucleotides long. The record is from the annotation of a GenBank genome assembly. Lineage: Eukaryota; Fungi; Glomeromycota; Glomeromycetes; Glomerales; Glomeraceae.